Messenger RNA from Apis cerana (Asiatic honeybee), 683 nucleotides. RefSeq names its product immediate early response 3-interacting protein 1. NCBI's taxonomy places the organism in Eukaryota, Metazoa, Arthropoda, Insecta, Hymenoptera, Apidae. Gene Ontology annotation, cellular component: COPII-coated ER to Golgi transport vesicle; Golgi membrane; endoplasmic reticulum membrane. Gene Ontology annotation, biological process: endoplasmic reticulum to Golgi vesicle-mediated transport. The record is from RefSeq and is a predicted model, not a curated record.
UAAUUUUCUGUAAAAAAUUAAUCAAAAUCAAUAAAAAUAUGAAGAUAUUUAGUGGUAUUUUUUUUUUAAUAGCAUUGCAUUAAAAUCAUCUAGAAUUAAUCAACAAACUAUUCCAUCGAAUAUGAAUAAUCAUUAUAACUUUUCUCAGUUUCUGAUAGAGCCUAAAGAUGGCAAAUCAAUUUUGAAUCGAUAUAUGAAGUUGUACUUGUCUGCCAUCUCGUGGCGCUACACUGAAAAUAUUUAUCGUACCGAUAUAACAUGGCGUUCACGUUGUGGGCACUUUUCGAAGUAACUGUGUUAUGUUUGAAUGCGGUCUGUAUUUUGAACGAAGAGAGAUUUCUUGCGAAAGUUGGCUGGGCAUCGUGGCAAAAUGUUCAAGGUUUUGGAGAAACUGCUACAGCUAAAUCACAAAUUUUGAAUCUUAUUAAAUCGAUACGAACGGUAGCACGAGUUCCAUUGAUAUUUUUAAAUAUCAUAACAAUAAUUGUGAAACUGGUGCUUGGUUGAAAGAAACAAUUGAUGAUGUAAAUAAGAGGACAAUGCACAGUGAAAACUCAAAGCGUGAUGUACAUAAAUGAACAAUUAAAUUCUUUUAUUUUUUAUCGCUGCAUUAAUAAGUAAAAUGAUUCUAAUUAUAACACAUUCUUAAAUAUUUUUAUAAUGCAAUUAUUUUAAAAAUGUAA